AUGCGUGGGGGUGUGAAGACUAGAAGUCGUAGAAAACGAGAACCGCAACAAAACGGGCAGAAAAUGGCAGAAACGGAACAAGGUGAUGGAGCAGAAAAUGUUAGCUCGAUGCUAAGAGCUAUAAAGACGGAUCUGCAAGAGUUCCGCGUUGAAAACAAGAAUGACUUUCGGAACAUGAAAGAGGAGCUGAGAAACGACAUGAAAGCUGAGCUGGCGUUGCUGAAAGGUGAAGUUUAUCAAAGUAUAUCUGAAAAUACUGAGAAGGCUAACGCUCUCGAGAUCAAGCUAGCUGAAGCGGAGGCACGUAUCGCGGAGGCGGAGAAAUUGAACGCAGCCAUGAAGGAUGCAUUGACGAAAGUGAUGAAAAACCAAAUGAUUGUGCAAAGUAAGCUGACGGACAUUGAAGGGAGGUCAAGAAGAAAUAACAUUCGGAUAUAUGGUGUCAAAGAAGGAUCAGAAAGUGAUUCGAUGCUACAGUUCAUGGACGGAUUGCUGAAGAAAACACUUUCACUGCCACAGGACAUGAAUCUGCGAAUGCAGCGAGCCCACAGAGCACUGACCCGAAAGCCAGAAGGAGAUGCGCCACCCAGGUCAAUAAUCAUAAACUUUCAGGAAUACACGCUCAAAGAAGAUAUCUUGAAAAGGGCCUGGGCACAAAGAAUAAUGCAUGAUGGGCAGCGCAUAUCAUUCGACCACGAUUACGCGACAGACGUGGUGCAGAAGCGCAGAGAAUAUGGAAACAUUAAGCGGGCUUUGAAAGAGAAAAGCGUUCGUUUCCAAACGCCGCUGGAUAAAAUACGAAUACACUGGGACACGGGAGCACGUACCUACGGCAGCGCGCGGGAAGCGGCAAUCGAGAUGAGAAGAAGAGGAUACGUGGUGCCGGGCCCCCCCGAGACCUUGGAGCACCUGCUGGUCUUGUGCCCAGCCGUCCGCCCCUUCUGGACCCGGGUCCAGGAUCUGCUCGCACGGAGGCUGGCAUGGAGACUCCCCACGCCGGCUGCCCUAGGAGGGGGAGACAAGAAGUCCUGGCUCCUCCACUUUGGGCCCAUCGGAAGUCGCUCUGGAGCCACCACCAACAUCGACCUGGUUCGACUCAUUACUGCAAUGGCCCGCUACAGAGUCUUCAUCGUCCGGAACAUCUGUCUUCACAACCGCCGAACAGGACUUCACUGGCCCACAUUCACAGGACUGUUGACCGCACACCUCCGUCCACCUGCACUCUGCAUUGGAGCAACGGUUCACCAGCACUCUUGUCCCCCACAACACCCUGAUCCAACUCACACCAUCUGGACUGACACUGAACCUCUGACGACACUCACCAUGGAUCCCUGUCACAUCCCCUAG
Messenger RNA from Knipowitschia caucasica, 1347 nucleotides. The record is from the annotation of a GenBank genome assembly. Lineage: Eukaryota; Metazoa; Chordata; Actinopteri; Gobiiformes; Gobiidae.